AUGGAUCUUUGGAUCAAAUGGCUGGCAGUCACAGCACUGCUUGCAGUGGCUGGUGCUCAGCUGCAGAAGCAGGCGCAGGCCCCCCUGCUCCUGCACAAGCCCUUCAUCGUGGUGUGGAACGCGCCCACCGAGCAGUGCAGGCUGCGCUACAAGGUGGACCUGGAUCUCAGCAUUUUUGACAUUACGUCCAACACCAACGAGACUCUGAGUGGAUCAAAUGUCACAAUCUUCUACCACACUCAUUUGGGAUACUAUCCAUACUACUCAGAUAACGGAGAUCCUGUGAACGGAGGGGUGCCCCAAAAUGAAAGUAUUAUCAAGCACCUUAAUAAAGCAAAGUCUGACAUUGACUAUUGCAUACCCAUGAAGAAAUUUCAGGGACUUGCAGUCAUUGACUGGGAAAACUGGAGACCCCAGUGGGACAGGAACUGGGGCAGUAAAAGCAUUUACAGAAAUAAAUCUCUUGAGAUGGUAAGGCGACAGCAUCCUCAGUGGUCAGAGGACAAAAUUAGGAAAGUAGCUAAAGAGGAAUUUGAAAAUGCUGGCAAGAGUUUCAUGAACAACACCAUCCUUCUGGCUGAACACAUGAGGCCAAACGGUUUGUGGGGUUACUAUCUUUACCCAGACUGCUACAAUUAUGAUUACAAAGAGCAUCCGCAAACAUACACAGGAAAAUGCCCAGCCAUUGAGUCUUCCCGCAAUGAUCUCCUGCUGUGGCUGUGGAAGGAAAGUACUGCUCUCUACCCUUCAAUAUACCUGGAUUAUGUACUGAAGUCAAGUCCAAACGCCCUAAAAUUUGUUCACUAUCGGGUUAAGGAGGCAAUACGUAUUGCCUCAAUUGCUAGAAAGGACUAUGUUUUGCCCAUUUUUGUUUAUUCCAGACCAUUUUAUGCCUAUACUUUUCAUGUUUUAACCGAGACUGAUCUGGUCAACACCAUUGGUGAAAGUGCAGCUUUGGGAGCAGCUGGAGUUGUUCUCUGGGGCAGUAUGCAAUACGCCAGCUCAAAGGAGAGCUGUUCAACUGUGAAACGAUAUAUUGAUGGACCCUUGGGACAUUAUGUCAUUAAUGUGACCUCAGCAGCCAAACUCUGUAGCAAAGUCCUGUGCAAGAAGAACGGAAGAUGUAUCCGCAAAAACAGUGACUCUUCUGCUUACCUCCAUUUGCCACCCACUAACUUUAAGAUUCGAGUCCGUCACUCAGGGAGAGGCCCAAGAUUGCAGGUGACUGGUAAACCGAGCCUGGAGAAUAUAGAAGCCAUGAGGCAGAGGUUCAUGUGCCAGUGUUACCAAGGAUGGACGGGAAUAUUUUGUGAGUUGCCUGACCAAAGGCUAAAGGAGCACUGGGCUCACAUUGUGUUGAGUAGAUCGAGAAAACAAAAGCUUUAUGUCUUCCUCUUAGGAGCCAUGCAGCUUCUUCUGCUUUAUACUGCAUACUAA
Messenger RNA from Cygnus olor (mute swan), 1437 nucleotides. Its product is annotated as hyaluronidase-1-like. The transcript has 3 exons. Gene Ontology annotation, biological process: carbohydrate metabolic process; hyaluronan catabolic process. Gene Ontology annotation, molecular function: hyalurononglucosaminidase activity. NCBI's taxonomy places the organism in Eukaryota, Metazoa, Chordata, Aves, Anseriformes, Anatidae. The record is from RefSeq and is a predicted model, not a curated record. Bases 1 to 1437 code for a protein of 478 amino acids.